GCAUUUUGUGUGCAUUAUUUUACCCAUAGGGCAGAAAGACGAUAUCAGAAAUACAUUCUCUUUCACAGAAAGGGCAGCGGCAAGGAUUCUGAUGGGCAUCAAUUACAAAUACUCUCAAAUAUACACUGCAUCGCCACAACUGACUCUUAAAUUUGAAUGCUACAGAUUAUAAUGCUACAGAUUCUAAUGCAACAGAUUCUUAUGCUACAGAUUCUUAUGCUACAGACUCUGUAACAGUUUCCGUUGCAAGAACAACGCCUGAUCCUGGUCCCGGCACAACAAGAAAAAGAGAUAUCCCUAUUGGCACCAAUUAUCUCUAUGAGAGAAGUAGGAUUGUAUAUUCAUCACCAAAUUAUCCAAGCGGGUACAACAAUUCUGAAUACGUUAUUCACCGAUUCGUAGUGCAGCUUCCUUAUUUUGGUUUGCUACUGCGUUUCACUGAUUUUCAAACUGAGGAAUGUUGUGAUUCUCUUACCAUGUACACCGCGGAUGAUUCAAGUUUUGAUUUAAAGGUUGAGGUGGCAAACCUAAGAGGAAACCUUUCCAAUCUUCAAACGUUUGUAAUAUAUCAAAGGUAUUUGUCAUUGCAUUUCGUCACCAAUGGUGCAGUAACUGAUCGAGGUUAUGAAGUAGAAAUCACAACAUUUGUCUUGCCAGAUUGUGGUGAUGAUGAUACAUUUGACUGUGGCAAUGGUAGAUGCAUCUUUCAAAACCAUACCUGUGACAGUUUCAACCACUGCGGAAACUUUGCUGAUGAACAAUACUGCAAUGACUGCGUACUGGUGCCUGAAAUGUGCCAAAAUCAUUUGCAAUAUAACUCUACAUUCUUUCCAAACAAGAAUGCUGGAAGCAAGGAAGAGGCAGAAUUGAUUAUUCAAGAAUUGCUGCCUUUCAUCAUGAUUCAGUGUAAUGUACAACUGAAUGCAUCUCUGUGUGGUGAGAUCUACCAGGUCUGUCUUGAGAGAGGUACCAUUCCAAAGCAGUGUUUCAGUGAUUGCAUGUCUGUCACUGCUGAUUGCGCUUCUCUAUAUGAGACAUUUACCAAUCAAACCUGGCUAAUCAGUUGUCAGGGGCUCACCGAUGUCCGCAGGGAUUCAACAGGACUAUGUCUUGCGGAAACCAAGGAGGUCGCAAUAUUGGACACACAAUACUACAUGAACUACAAUGACGUCAUAGCCGUGACAUCGCCUAACUUUCCUAACAACUACCCCAACUCUCGGGACAUAGUCAUGCACAUACGAGGUCGACAGGGCUAUGCCAUGGUUAUACGUUUUGGGUCAGUGUUCACGGAAUCCUGUUGUGACUACAUUAGCUUGCACGUUGGAAGGACAGCUCACUUUGAAGAAAGCCUGGAGAUAUUCAAGCUGACUGGCACAAGGAAUUCCACAGUGGGUUCUUCAUUGCUAGAUGAUUACUGGACAGUUCAUUCAAAUAUGUGGCUUCAUUUCUAUAGCAAUGGAUCUGUUACUCAACAGGGUUUCAGAGCAUGGUUGACUCUUGCUCCUCUCGAUGAUUUCCCUUCAACGCGAAGUAACGGGUCCUGCAUGAAUAGCUGCUGUGAGAAUUCAGAGAAUUCUUGCAACCCAGAGGGUUGUUACUGUGACAGCAUGUGUGGUGAUAAUGGAAACUGCUGCUACGACUACUCUUCCGUAUGUACUAACCAAGUGAAUGGGACAGCCAUGCCCCCAGCGAUUGGGACAGUACCUCUUCCGACAAAUCUCACAGAAGUGGACCUAGUAAAUUCAACCUUCAAUCUACACUGGAGUGAGGUCAUCAGGGUUACUUCACCUAACUUUCCCCAAAACUACAACCAUAUGGAGAAUAUUCUUUUGCGUGUAGUAGCUCCGGUUGAACGUGGCAUGAUGCAGAUAAUUUUUGGAAGUCUGGAUAUGGAGCCUUGCUGUGAUUAUGUUCGGCUCUUUACUGGGAACUUGGAUGCCUUUGAUGAAAGUACACAGAUAUUCCACCUGACUGGUAACGGCACUAGUGGCAUUCUAUCAGAACAGAGUGUGCCUCCAAACAUUUAUUUAUCAGUGCAUCGCUAUGUUUGGCUACAAUUUGUCACCGAUGGCUCUGUCACCCAUAAGGGUUUUGAGAUCUACUUCCAGUAUCGUCCUUAUUUUGUUUGUGAUCAGAACACUCUUUUCCAAUGUAUGAAUGGCCAAUGUAUUGAAAGAAACUUCGUCUGUGAUGGUAUCGUCGACUGUGUGGAUACAUCAGAUGAAUCUAAUUGUGUACAUCAUCUCCAGCUGGACCCCGGGGACACUGCUGUAUUAACCUCACAUAAUUACCCUGACAAUUACUACAAUAACGAUUCGAUACGUUGGGUAAUCUCUACGCCACCUGGUUAUGGGGUGAGGGCGCACUUUACAGACUUCAGCCUUGCGGAUGGUUAUGAUUGCUUGAUUGUUCAUGUGGGCCUCGAUCCUAGAUUUGAGGAAAGUUUAGAAGUGGCUCGCUUGACAGGGACAUCAGUUCCUUUGAACGUGACAUCUCGUGGACCUCACAUCUGGAUAAGGUUCACCACUGAUGAGAUAUUGACCGCCCGGGGUUUCAGAUUACUCCUGAGUGUCUUGGAAAUAGAAGAGAGUUUCCUGUGCCCAAACCGGGAAUUCAUAGGAGUGGACAAACACUGUGAUAUCAUCAUCGACUGUGAAGAUGGAAGUGAUGAACGCUAUUGUCCCAUAGUGACGGUGAAGGAAGGUGAAACCGCUACGCUGGCAUCGUAUGGUUAUCCAUCGAUACAUUACUCAAGGGAUUUCUUCGUGAUUUGGAGUGUAUCCUCUGAUGAAACGUCUUCGGCUCUGAUCGUCAGCCUGCAGUCGGUUUUCUUAGGGGAUCCCUCGGCUUCUCUAGAAGUUAUAUCAGAUGAUCCCAGAACAUUAAAAUAUGAAUCUUGGCUACUUCGAGGCUAUUUGGAACAGGACUACUUCCAGGCCGCAGACAAGGUCUUCCCGUCCGGCGAGAUUCAUGUUGAGGCACGCGGAUCAUACACUGGGUUGGCGUUCAAGAUGGAAAUAGCAACAUUGGCAAAGGAAGACAUCAUCAUCUGUGGUGAUCGGCUGAUCACUGAAACCAACCAGUGUGAUGGAACUUUUAACUGCCCGGACAAGGUAGAUGAAGAAUCAUGCGAUCCGACGACAGAACUAAAAAUUGGCAUUGGGGGCAGGUUUAUCAUAUUGCCGACAUGGUUUAAUGAAUACUUCGAAUCGACCAAACCUUUCCAGAUCACUUGGAGAUUUUUAGGAGCAAGUCCUAAUAUGAAUCUACUUAUCAAGGUUCGGGGUCUCGUUCUUGAGCCUGAGGAUACAAUGACAUUAGGUUCAGGAACUGAUUUACAGAACCAUGAAAGCAUCAUUUUUAAGCUUGAAUCAACGUAUUUUAAUGCCUCAAGAGAAUCCUUACCGGAUAUUGUACUCCGACUUCAAUCUCUUUGGCUUCGAUAUGAGAGGUUCUCUGGAGGCUGUUCAGUAGACAGCUUUUUCUUUGAGGUCCUCGGUGUCAGCGCUGAUUCAUAUAUGUGCCAAGCUGAUCAAAUACCGUGUUCUGGAGUAUUCGCAGGAUGCUACAAUGAGCAAGAUACAUGUGAUGGGGUUUUCAAUUGCUUCGAUGGGCAGGACGAAGAUGGCUGUGAGUGUCCAAGUAUUUGGGAAGUAAGGUGCACCCUACCGACCUUAGGAAGUGUUUGCCUUCACCGUCUUGACUUUUGCGAUGGACAUCCUCAGUGCAUUGAUGAUGAAUUUGAUUGCACUUUUGAAUGUGACAACGGGAGGAUUAUUGCAGAGAGGUUUGUGUGCGAUGGAUUCAAUGACUGUGGAGACAGCACGGAUGAACAUCAGAAUUGUGCCUGUGCUUCCCAUCAGUUUGACUGUGGAGAGAGAUGUAUCCUAAAGAAUGAUGUAUGCAAUGGCUAUGUGGAUUGUGCCAAUGGCAAAGAUGAAGAGGACUGCUUUUGUUCUAGUUUUGAGUUUGAAUGUGGGAACCAUGGGAACAGAUCUUGUGUGCCUUUCUGGAAAUUAUGUGAUGGGAAAUAUGACUGUGAAGACGACAUCUCGGAUGAACAACGAGAAAAUUGCAGAUACUGUCCUGGAAAUUAUUUCCAGUGCCUGGAUUUUUCGGGUUGUCUGUCAGUUGACCUGAUCGACGAUGGUUAUCCUAAUUGCAUUGAUGGUAGCGAUGAGUCAGAAUUUGGUAACUCUACUCUGAAUGGGACAAUCACUAAUCAAACAGAAUCAGUACCCACUUUGAGACCAGAACCGAAGCAUACAACAGCAUCCAUAGUGGAGCCAACAUGGGAACCUGAACCAGAACCAACAUGGGGGCCUGGGCCAGAAGGUACGCAGAGACCAGAACCUGAACCAACAUGGGGGCCGGAACCCGAACCCGAACCAGUAUCCGAGCCCACUUGGGCACCUGAACAAGAUUGUGGUCGUCGGCCGGCUGUCGAAUUGCAUCGGAUAACACAUGGACAGGACGUAACCAGUCUAGGCGCAUGGCCGUGGCAGAUUUCUCUCUACUGGAAUGAUAUAUUUCUUGGUGCUGGCAGCAUCAUUAGUCCAGACUGGAUAGUAACUGCUGCUCACUGUGUUGAUUUACCACCUGGUAACUUCACAAUCCAAGCAGGAUCCCUGUCCCCCCUACUGAACUCUGGUGGCGCCAUCCACGAGGUUGGGCAAUUCUUCCAACACCCGCUCUACAGCCGCGAAGGAUUGAUCAAUGACAUUGCAGUCAUCAAGUUAAAGCAACCGCUUACUUUUACCGAUGAGAUUGGACCGGUGUGCCUCCCGUCUCCUGAUGAUGUUUUAGAAGUGGGUUCUUAUGUCACCUUCACUGGAUGGGGUAGCUACACCAGACGAUACAGCCCCCAACCUGACUAUCUUCAGGUAGCUCGUAUGCCUGUGAUACCAAAUGACAUUUGUCAGAGAAACAUUGAUAUUUUACGUGUCCUACCUUCAAUGUUCUGUAUGAUGUACCCGGACGGAUACAAUGGCCUUUGUACGGGGGACAGCGGUGGACCUGUCGUUCAGCAGUUUGGUGGUAGAUGGACUCUUGUUGGUGUUACCAGCUGGGGUGAGGUCUGCGGCGGAAGGUACAAGCCUGCUGGUCAGACCCGUGUCUCAAGUUUUAUGGAUUUCAUUAUCGAUACAAUCCGUGCCAACUAAAGUCAAGGGCUUGCAUUUGCACGUAACAAGGAAAUGACAUCGGCAAGUAGCACAGAGAUCGAUUGUCUUGAGUGGAUUUGUACAUGUGGUGUUUAAAUACCAUAUAUUCCAAACUUUCUAACAAUAGGGAGAGAUAUAUAGAUCUGUUUUAUAACAUUGUCAGUGUCCUAUACUUCAACAAUAAUAAAAGCCGUGUGCAUGUAUGCUAUUGAAAAAUACUUUUUUUCCAAAAAUUUCACUAAUUGUCUACAAUCUAUCGCGUUUAAGCUUCUUCGUAUCACAUGUCUUAUGGAUGGAUUAUCUUCUUGAUACAUCACCCCUCCUUGUGCCUAGAAGCUGAUUUUUCAGCAAGGGUAUACGUAGUCAAUAGACGUUGGCUGAGAUCAGCAACAACUUGAAAUGCAAUUUUUACUUUUAAGUAGCCUUUGGCGUGUUUGGCCGAUGCAUCGAAACAAAUUACAAUGUAGUCAUGGUACUGCCUGCAAACCUACAAGUAACAAAUAUUUGAAAAUAACAGUGUUCGAUCCUGUGAUUUUCAGCAUCUUAACUGUUGAUGCAUGGAGAUUUGAUAAUUGGUUGACAUAAUUGGUUGCAUAUGGGUUGUUACAAAAAUAUUUAAUUUAUUUUUGUUGUUGUUAUGAUGAUUAUUUCAAAUAUUUUAGUAUUGAUCUUAUAGAUGAAGUGUCUGUUGAAAUUAACAUAGGGACUGUAGAUAUAGGUGUUUUUUACUGUGAAAUCUGUCAAACAGAAGGGAGUUAGUGAACACUUGUUUAAACAUCCAAAAACAGACUUUUGAAAGAAGAUACAAAAAGCUUUACAUUAAAAGCCUCUGAUCAUAUAAAUUUUAUAUUGAGAGACAAAACAACAAAACAACACUAGUUUACAACGACACUCUGAAAAACUAUUCCUUUUUAAAGUCUUGUAUGUAUGAUGACCGCUUAGUCCAAUAAAUAAAUGAAAUAUAAUUCAGUG
Messenger RNA from Lytechinus pictus (painted urchin), 6134 nucleotides. RefSeq lists its product as uncharacterized. NCBI's taxonomy places the organism in Eukaryota, Metazoa, Echinodermata, Echinoidea, Temnopleuroida, Toxopneustidae. Bases 477 to 5162 code for a protein of 1561 amino acids. The record is from RefSeq and is a predicted model, not a curated record. Gene Ontology annotation, biological process: proteolysis. The transcript is spliced from 27 exons. Gene Ontology annotation, molecular function: protein binding; serine-type endopeptidase activity.